AUGAAGCUUAAAGAUGGAAAAGCUGCAGGUUCGAAUGGCAUAUCAGCUGAAUUUUAUAAGUAUGGGACACCAGAACUACUUACAAGGCUAGCUUUCAUAUUGAACAAUAUCAUGGAAACCGGGACUAUACCACAUGAAUUCAAGGAAUCGAUUAUUUUUCCGAUUCACAAGAAAGGAAACAUGGCCGAACCAGCUAAUUACAGAGGUAUAUCGUUCCUAAAUGCUUCAUACAAGAUAUUUACACUAAUACUACACAAACGAUUCAACGAAUGGAUUGAUAGCGACAAACUGCUGAAGGACUACCAGGCAGGAUUUAGAAGUGGAUAUUUAACGAUCGAUCAUAUUUUUACCCUUAGAUGUAUGGCUAAAACAUUCCUUCCUAAGAAAAAGAAGCUUUAUGCCUUCUUCGUGGAUUUUAAAGCUGCUUUCGAUAUGAUCGAUAGAAAGGCUCUAAUGUAUAAGCUAUAUAGUAAAGGUAUGUCAUGGAAGUUUGGAAGAGUCAUACAGAAUCUCUACGACGACACAACAAGUAAAGUAUGGAAUGGUGAAGCGCUUUCGGAAGAAUUCAAAACACAAUCGGGAGUCAGGCAAGUGUUCAUGUUCAUUGAUGAUCUGGUUGACAUUCUGCCAUGUGGAGUAGUGAUGUUUGCAGACGAUAUUGUUCUGUUGGCAGCCUCUUCUGAAUCAUUGCAGUUGAUGAUUAACCGAUUAUUCGAAUACUGUCGGGUUUGGAAUCUGAUAGUUAACCUUGACAAAUCCAAGGUUUUAAUAUUCAAAAGUGGAAGAGGCCGCAAAUGUGCAAACGAAAAAUGGCAUUAUAAUGGAGAAAAUAUAGAGGUUGUAACGGAAUUCAAAUAUCUAGGAGUUAUUUUCACGCAAAAUCUGAAGGAAAAAUUAAUGAAGGCAAAAUGCGCAAUCAGCGCUACAUGGAAUAGAUGCUUUCAUAACAAAAGUAUAGCACACAGCAGUAAAUUCAAAUUAUUUGAAGCGAUAUCAGCGUCAAUCCUUUUCUACGCAGCUCAGACAUGGGGUACAAGGCAGUACGAUACGGUGGAAAAACUUCUACGAUACUACUGCAAAAGAAUCUUCCAGCUUCCGCGUAGCACACCUAACUACGUUAUCAUGUUAGAAACAGGAAUCUCGCCAUUGUUCAUUCGAACAUUAAAAAUGCAAGUGGAUUAUGUCACGAAAGUCUUGAAGAUGGAUGAUAAUCGACUACCUAAAAUAGUAGCUCUUGAAGGCUUAAGGACAAAGACAAGUUGGUGCGCUGAUUGGUUGGAACUUGCUUCAGAAUGUGGGAUAGUCUUAAACCUGUGCAGUGAAGAAUUAGAAACUUUGCUUAAUCAACAGGAUCUAUCUACAGACAACUAUAUAGCCAAUUUAAAAUUUCGAGUCAACAUAUAA
Molecule: messenger RNA, 1404 nt
Organism: Eupeodes corollae
Lineage: Eukaryota; Metazoa; Arthropoda; Insecta; Diptera; Syrphidae
Exons: 1
Coding region: 1-1404 (467 amino acids)
Source: RefSeq, a predicted model, not a curated record